Neltuma alba is the source of this 2237-nucleotide messenger RNA. RefSeq lists its product as uncharacterized. The record is from RefSeq and is a predicted model, not a curated record. Bases 496 to 1734 code for a protein of 412 amino acids. The transcript is spliced from 2 exons. Lineage: Eukaryota; Viridiplantae; Streptophyta; Magnoliopsida; Fabales; Fabaceae.
GAGAGGCGUGCGAGACACACCGUUUCGAUUUUGGCACAUAGUGCGUCAUCGUCAGCGCCUGGUAUUCGCCCUCACGAAAAAAAGCGGUUUUGAGAGCAAAAAGGGGAAGAAAGAAGCAAGCUAGGGACUUGGUCCUCACACCUCACCGGGGGAACCAAAUUAGAAUAAGGAAACACCGAUAUAGUUGUAAAUCCCAAUACUAUGGGCUAUAAAUACUGAUCCUUUCUCCUUUCUUCCUUCAUCCAUGUGCAUCUCUCUUAAGCAAUCCCUGAGGAAUCGUUCCUUCACUCCUCGGAGCGUUUCCUCUUUCGGGGGGGUCCCCACGCUCUCCCUUCUCUAUACACUUCUUAAUUUCCUCCUAUUCUUCUUCUUUCUGCAAAAUUCUGAUAUCCCUGUCUGAUAGUCCCUGUUUCUCUUUUCGGGUUCUUGUUCCUUAGUUUUUUUUCUCGCUGUCCAUUUUCCUCUUCUGGGGGGUAUUCUCUUUUGGUUCUGGAGAUGGCCAAUUGGAGAAAACAAGAAGACGCCAGUCGUCAUCAAGUGGGUCAGUGGAACAGAUCAUAUAGCGGAAAGCCUCCUCUGGCAGACAGGUGGCAGGCGACAGUACCUGUAUGGGAAAAGAAAUUUUGUGCUGUAAUUGGUUCAGUUCCAUGGCCAAAGGUGGUAGAAACCAAGAAGUAUAUAUAUCUACAUGACAAUGUGGUGAAGUGGGAUGAUUCUGCUGGUAAAGAGGCAUUUGACAAUGCUAAAAAGAAGUUUUGGGCAGAGAUCAAUGGCCUUCCCUGCGAUCUAUCUUUGCCUGACCCUGAAAUGCACAUUGACAAUGUGGAUUGGAAUUCGACUGUCGACCCUGAGCUAAUUCUGGACUUGGAACGAGAACAAGCUCCCGGUGACAAAACUAACGAUGAAGUUGUUAUUCUUGAUGGUUCUCACCUCUUGGACCCAUCAUUUUUCUGCACAGGAUGGGGGGAAGCUGAAGCCAUAGUGCCUACAGGUUGGGGGGAAGAUGAAAUUUCGCCAACAGGUAGGAGGGAAGCUGACACCCAGCAGCCUCCAGUUUGGGGGGAUUCCGAUGUGAAUGUACAUAGCCAGGCAGAUAAGUGCACUGGAUAUGGGGAUCCCAGUCUGAAUGUAAAUAGUGGUCUACUUCAGGGUAAUAUACCUGUUCCUCCUCCUACUGGGUGGGGGGAUCCCAACCCGAAUGUAAAUAGUGGAGUAACUGGAUGUCGCCCGAAUGUAAAUAGUGGAGUAACUGGAUGUCGGGAACCUGAGACAAACUUACCUAAAGAUAAUCAUUUUCCUCCUCCUCAAGGUUGGGAUUCUGACCUGAAUGCAUAUGGUGGGGUAAAUUGCAGCACCGGAUGGGGGGAAGCUGAUACUGGUGAAGGCUCCUGGGAACAGUACUGUGUCCCUCAAGAACCUGCGAAGGUAUCUGAAUGGGUGAACCAAGAGAAUGAUUCCUGGCGAUGGAAGGAUGGACAACAAAUUGGUUUUCAGAAAACUGGCAAAGGAAGAGGUAGUGGGAAUUGGGGAAGCUUUGAUGGGGGCAACAAGAGGAGAGAAAAAGUGGCUUUCAGACAGCAAAGUGGCUUUCGGACCAGUGCUUGUCAUGGUAAUGAGAAUCAGAUGGGUGGUAGAGGAAGGAGAAACAACAGGGGAAGGAGGGGUGGUUUUGCUUAUGGCCGUUCUUAUGGGGACAACAUGGUCACUGGUAGGUGGGAAGUGAGGACAAAGUGAGGAUCAAAGAAAGAGAUUGGACUGCAAGGAAUCCCAUGGAUUUAAGCUGGAAAGAGCCUAUUUGAGUUAGUAAGUUGCUGUUUCGGGAAUAUUUGGUAAAUAUGAUAGGAUUUUGAGGAGAGUCAACAUUUUCAUUUUCCGUUUUCACAUCGUAUCUGAAGAUAGCCGUUCUAGGAUAUGAAUAUGUCCUUUUCUUAGCUGAAAGGGUCGCGUUCUUAGGUAAGUUUAAAGAUAGAGAGCUCUUAUUCCUGAAUUUAUGGCAGCAUCCAAAGCUCGUGUCGUCGAUCUGCCCAUCCAAAGGCCGAAAGGGUUUUUUUUGUUGUUUUGUGGGAGGAGGGAGAGAGAAGAAAAAGAAAGCUUUUGUUGAUAGGUGAAUUGUUCGUUGAUAUAUUUUCGUAUAGCUGAAUCGUUCGUUCCAGCCUCAUUGAAUCUUUGCUACCUGUUUAUUCCCUCUCUGCUAAACUAUUUAUCUGUUGCUAUCCAAUGCAUUGGCACCCACACAA